Messenger RNA from Drosophila eugracilis, 1272 nucleotides. Its product is annotated as DNA damage-regulated autophagy modulator protein 1. NCBI's taxonomy places the organism in Eukaryota, Metazoa, Arthropoda, Insecta, Diptera, Drosophilidae. The record is from RefSeq and is a predicted model, not a curated record. The coding region runs from base 146 to 886 and encodes 246 amino acids. The transcript is spliced from 4 exons.
CCAGCUGAGUUAGCAGCACUGCUAAAGACCCAAACAUUGUACCCCCAUGUUUAGUAUAUUGCAGCGCAAUUAAAUUAGAUACGUACAUUUUUUGUGGCCAGUGCUGCAGUGCAUCGUCACUAAAUUCACCACAUCCUACGACGAGAUGUCAAGGGUUUAUCUGCUGCCGGUAGCCACGUUCCUGAUCUUCCAGGUAACCUUCAUUGGCACGUACAUUUUUGCAGUUCUGGAAGGGCAUGUUGUGCCCACUGUUCCCUACAUUAGCGAUGCGGCCACAUAUUCACCUGAGAGCUGUGUGUUCGGGCAGCUCAUCAACAUAGGCAGCGUUCUGCUGGGAAUUACUAUCUACGUGCGCUAUCGCCAUGUGCUGCAACUUUACGAACACCAUCCGGACCUGGACGCCUCGGUGCUCCGCCAGAACCGCUUGGCCCUGUGGUUUGGACUGGUGUCCUGCGUGGGCAUUAGUUUCGUAGGCAAUUUCCAGGAAACGAAUGUACGGAUUGUGCACUUCAUAGGAGCUUUUUGCUGUUUCGGCUGUGGCACCUUAUACUUUUGGAUGCAGGCGCUUAUCUCGUAUCUAAUCUUCCCCAUGUCGGGCACACGCAUUUACGCUCACCUUCGUCUAGCAAUGUCCGUGGUGUGCACAAUACUGUUCAUUCUAUUGGCAGUCACGGGCGUGAUGUCGCAUAUCCUGUUCAAGGGACAGAAUCCGCGGAAGUGGUAUCCCUCGGACGGCGGCUGGUACUUCCACGUGGUCAGCUCUAUUUCAGAGUGGAUCAUUGCCACCAUUUUCAGCUUCUUCAUCCUCUCCUUUACGCAGGAGUUCCGCGACGUGUCUCUGUCGCACCCAUCGAUCGCCCUGAUGUCCUACGCGACCACCAUAUAGAGUUAAGCAUUUUAGUUUUACAGUAGAGAUAUUAGGCUGGAUUAGCCAGCGAUUCUUUAUCCAGCUUCAACAUUUUAUGUUUAAUCCCAGGGCAAUGGCACGGAUCUCGAGGAUAAUGUACUUGUUCGGGGUUUUCAACUGCUGCCCCUUGACUACCAUCCUUCUCGUUCUAAUGCUCUUUCUCUGUUGGAUUGCUGUGAUAUAUGCAAAGUGUUUCCCAAAGAUUGGCAUUUGUUCGUCCCAAAUGGCGAACAGCUGUUUGAUUGAGGAGUUACAUUUAUUGUUUACCCGAGUUAGUUUUUACAUUACACAUUAGAAUUACUAAAUCGAACUAAUCGGCAGAAAUGAUCUGUAAAUCUGUAAAAUACAAAGCAAUUAAAUGAAAA